UGUAGCUAAAAACAAACGCUCUCCUAUUUGAAAAGGAUAAUAAUGAAUUCAGAGUAUUCGCAUUUGUUUGAGAGACUCCAUGAACAAUUGGACAAGGUGGAAGAAAGUCUUGAACCUUUAAAAGAAUCAGAAUCCAUCUUCGAUCUUGUGGAUGGAAAAGAAGACAUUGAACAAGCCAAGCAGUAUGUAAGUCUUAGCUAUGCCAUCAAUUCGGCUUUGUAUUCAUAUUACAAACUUAAUGGUACUUCCACCGAAGAGUCUCCCAUCAUGUCUGAGUUGCAGCGCGUCAAACAAUAUGUUGGAAAAAUCAAACAUGCUGAAAAGCACAUUCAACCUAGUGCAGAAGGAAACAACGAUGAACAGCGUCCAAAAAUAGCUAAAGACGCAGCUUCUAGAAUUAUCAAGCAUCAUACUUAGGAUAUAAGAUUUCUGUACUGGGGUUUUAUUUUACUUUUUUAUUUUUUGGUUUAUGAAAUCGGGAUGAAUUGGUUUUGGCUGUUGUAAAUAGCAUUGUUUUCUUUUUAUUAAAUUAUGAGAUGAAAUCAUUUAAAUAUUCCUUAUUUUGAGAUGUAUUGACCAAAGGAAUAGUCGAUGUUUAUGGAGGUUCCGUUUCCAAUGUUGGAUAGGAUGGAAAGGCAAUGGAUGAUUGAUUAAUCAUAUUCAUAUUCAUUCUCAUUCUCAUUCUAUCGUUCUGCCUGUUUUUAUAAUGUAUAACCAAGAAGAAACCUCUAAAUAUUCCAUUCCAUUCAUAAUGGUUAACCUGUAUGUCAUUUUACUUUGGUUUGGACAAGAUCGAAAAAGGGAAAAUGAAUGAAAAUCAUUUCCAUUCCUACUACACUUUUUUUUAGUCAUUUUUCUACUCUUUAUCUCUUUAUCAUUUUACAAAACAAAAAAAACAAAUACAAAAUUUCAGAAAAUCGUGUCUAUUCAUUAAUACGAUCAUUAUUUCUAAGUGUUCUAUUCAUCAGGCG
Messenger RNA from Schizosaccharomyces octosporus yFS286, 971 nucleotides. RefSeq names its product substrate-specific nuclear cofactor for exosome activity. Gene Ontology annotation, biological process: maturation of 5.8S rRNA; regulation of gene expression. The record is from RefSeq and is a predicted model, not a curated record. Gene Ontology annotation, molecular function: RNA binding; DNA binding. Bases 43 to 417 code for a protein of 124 amino acids. The transcript has a single exon. Gene Ontology annotation, cellular component: nucleolus; exosome (RNase complex). NCBI's taxonomy places the organism in Eukaryota, Fungi, Ascomycota, Schizosaccharomycetes, Schizosaccharomycetales, Schizosaccharomycetaceae.